UAUGGCAAGUAGCUGUGACUUGCCCACAACAGCCUCACAGGCUAGAGGGGGACACCAUUUGGGCCAGUGGUUCCCCACCCUGAUCUUAAUAUACAUGCUCAGAUGACAACUCAGCAAAACACCAGACCCAAGAGAAAGCCAGAACCCAAGAAAGAUGUUAUAAGCCUCAAAAUGAUUGAAGACCUGAAGGAGCACUUAGACAAUAUCUCCCAGGAAGUGGCUCUGCUAAAGGAAAAGCAAGCACUUCAAACAGUUUGUCUGAAAGGCACCAAAGUCAACCUAAAAUGUUUCCUGGCUUUUUCCGAUGCCAAGACCUAUCAUGAGGCCAGUGAAGACUGCAUUUCUCAAGGUGGCACCCUCAGCACUCCUCAUACAGGAGAUGAAAAUGAUGCUCUGUAUGACUAUGUAAGGAAGAGCCUUGGGCCUGAAAUGGAAAUUUGGCUUGGCAUUAACGAUCUGGCAGCUGAAGGAAAAUGGGUGGACCUGACCAGUACCAGCAUUCGCUAUAAGAACUGGGAAACAGAGAUCACCACCCAGCCUGAUGGUGGGAAGCUAGAAAACUGUGCAGUGUUGUCGGGGGUUGCUGUUGGAAAGUGGUUUGACAAGAGGUGCAGAGACCAGUUGCCUUAUGUGUGUCAGUUCAUGAUAGUUUAACAGUGGGACUCCUCCUAUGGAAGAGUAGGUCAAGGUGUUUCACGUGGUCCCGAAAUAGAGUGCUCUCUGUGUGUGUGGGUGUUGUGUGGGUAUAAAUAUACAUACAUAUUUGCAAAGGAAUAUAUAUACACACAUGCAACACCUAUACACCCUCAUAUACUCUUUGCAGAUAAAGUCAUGGCUUGGCAGAAUGAAUUAGAUCUAUGCUGCAUUUUAAUUGGCUGAAAGCUACAUCCAACUCAGUAGCAGUUAUAUUAUUCUUAAAAGGCAUGAGUUAUCAAUAUCCACAUUUUCGCACCCAGUACUUAAUAGGAUGACUUCAUUAUUUGAGCAGCAUUUGAAUGUUGCCAAAAUAAUGUGAUACUUAAGGCUCAUUAGUUGUUUGUUGCAUGUAAUCUUCUUCCAGUCCUUUUUUCCUUCCUGCUGACUGCACUAAAUUAAAUCAGUUUUUGCUGAAUUGUCCAUAUUACCAUCUCUUGGAAUGAAAAGCUGAAAGUGCUUUAGCACAGCCUGCUUUCAUUUAAUGUUAAACCUCCUCAUGGGCGAAUUGUUAAUUUGCAUAAAACCACUUAGCACUUUUUUUACCACUAAAAUCAGAGUUAGGUGGAAUUGCUUCAGCCUAAAUUAUAAUAUUGGACAAUGAUGGUGUAAAGAAGGCAGAAGAUGUGCAAACAAGAUCCUUUUGUGUAAAAAAAAUAAACAAAAUAAAAUAAAAUAAAUCCAUCUGCUGAUGGGAGAAUACUAUAUCUCUGAGCUAUGGCAAUUUCCUUCUGGGUACAUCUGGCUGAAAACACAACCAAGAAAUUUGAGAAGGUAUAACAAAAAGAUCAUCAUAUAGCCAUGGUGGUGGGGAAUAGUAGAUGCUGAAGGACUACUAUUACUCCAGCCUGUGUAAUCUUUUCCUAAGCUGGAACUGAAGGGGAAAACAGUCCAUGUUUCUUCAGUGGAUAUUCUGUGUCAUCCCAACAGUAUUAGUGCAGUACGUCCCUGCUUCAGCAACAUGAACAAAUCUGUCAACCUCGUUCAGAAUUUGGCUGUUCAUAACAGUAUUUGCUUAUUUACACACUAUUACAUGCUUUCACAUAGGGAGCAGUCCCCAUUCAUGCAAAAUGACAUGAUUGGCUUCCUCCAUUUAAAUGAGUAGGGAAGACUGAAGUAUCAUUGUUGUUAAAUAGCCCACUGAAUUGUGGCAGAUGUUCUAAAAGAGAUGCUAUAGUUGGCUACUUUGACAUGAGAACCUACAGUGUAUCAAAAUAUCUUUCUGAUUUUUAUAGCAGCUGAGAUGGGGUAUAAGAAUCUGAGAUCACUGCCAAACUUUCUGUUGAAAAUAAAGAAAUACUGCUUGUGACAAAAGUGUUUUUGAUCUACUUUAACAGCAAGUUUUCUUCUCAUGGAAGGAGUACAGUCAUCCAUCAGGCAGGUAAAAGAUAUCAUAGCAGCAUAAAAAAGCCAACUGCACAAUGUUUGCUUUACUGGGCUAGGAUUUUUCUCAAUAUUUAUAGCCUUCCCAUGAUUUACACCUGACUUAAACUGGACUACAGAGAUUGGAAUUGAUUGAUUUCCUUGAAUUUGAAUGGAGGUUAUUGACAUAUCCCGAAACAUUGAUGAGGCUCACUAC
Rhineura floridana is the source of this 2272-nucleotide messenger RNA. It is a transcript of the gene CLEC3B, whose product is annotated as C-type lectin domain family 3 member B. NCBI's taxonomy places the organism in Eukaryota, Metazoa, Chordata, Lepidosauria, Squamata, Rhineuridae. The record is from RefSeq and is a predicted model, not a curated record. The coding region runs from base 103 to 654 and encodes 183 amino acids. The transcript is spliced from 4 exons.